Messenger RNA from Triplophysa rosa, 4981 nucleotides. RefSeq names its product erythrocyte membrane protein band 4.1a (gene epb41a). Bases 199 to 3042 code for a protein of 947 amino acids. The transcript is spliced from 21 exons. Lineage: Eukaryota; Metazoa; Chordata; Actinopteri; Cypriniformes; Nemacheilidae. Gene Ontology annotation, cellular component: plasma membrane; cytoskeleton. Gene Ontology annotation, molecular function: actin binding; structural molecule activity. The record is from RefSeq and is a predicted model, not a curated record. Gene Ontology annotation, biological process: cortical actin cytoskeleton organization.
UUCAUUAAACAACACAAAUAUCAAAUAGUUCAAAGCACUCUUAAUGACAUUUUAUAGCUGUUACUUCAGAAAUGUACUUUUACACAUAUUUAUUGAAAAGACUAAUCAUUUCUCCCUUUAAUUUUUCUCUCUCAUCCUGGACUGGAACAUGCUUCAUUGACUUCAUUGAUAUGGCCUGGUGUGAUUUGUGUGUCUGCCAUGACGACAGACGAGGCGGAGAGCAUUCAUAAGAAACAGGUGUGCGAGCAGCAUCAAGAAGAGGAGGACCCCACUGCUCAGGAGCCAGGCCCCACUGACACAGCUCAGGACAGCCCCUCGGGCACCUCGCUGCCCCCUGGGGGCUCGGAGGAAGAACGGCAGCUAAAGCCGCGGCAGCGCACAUCCGCUGGCCGCGGCCUCUCCCGCCUCUUCUCCUCCUUCCUGAAGCACCGUUCACAGUGCUCGGAGGGUGAGGGAGUGGAGACGGAGAGGGCCCGGGAGGAAGGCUGCGACGAACCCAAAGCUCCCAUUGCAGACCCUGAGCCAGAACUACGCUUAGAGGGUGAUGUUGCACUAGACCAGCACUCAAUCAGCAGUGCUGAAAACCAGCAAAUCGUAGCAGAUCAAAAGGAAGACGCAGAGCUGGAGUCAGGAAAGGGAGAAAAGGUGGAGAAGGGGGAGAAGGAGAAGAAAGAAAAGAAAGUGAAGAAGGAAAAGGCAGAUAAGGAGAAGACAGAGAAGAAAGAGAAGACAGAAAAGAAAGAGAAGACCGAGAAGAAAGAGAAGACCGAAAAGAAAGUGAAGAAGGAGAAGGAGAAAAAGGAGAAGAAAGAGAAGAAGAACGAGAACAAGGCCAAAGCUGUGGAGAAAGAGAAGGAGCGUGAAACAGAUAAAGAGCAAGCAGAGGAAGAGCCCAAAGCAGAAGACACAGGGGGACCAGAAACAGAGGGAAAGAUGGAAGAGGAAAAAGAAGGCGAGAAAGGGGAGGAGGAGAACACAGCUGAGGAGGAAGGGAAGAAGCACAAAGCAUCCCGCCGCCCCAGGAUCAUGCACUGCAAAGUCAAGCUGCUGGAUGAUACAUUGUUCGAGUGUGAGCUGGAUAAACAUGCCAAAGGCCAGGACCUGUUUGCAAAGGUGUGCGACCACCUGAACCUGUUAGAAAAGGACUAUUAUGGUCUAGCCAUAUGGGAGACACCAUCAAUAAAGACAUGGCUAGACUUUACCAAGGAAAUCAGACGACAAGUACAAGGCACCAACUAUGAUUUCACAUUUAAUGUGAAGUUCUACCCACCUGAUCCAGCUCAGCUAUCAGAGGACCUCACCAGGUACUACCUGUGUCUGCAGCUGAGAAAGGACAUCAAGAGUGGCCGUUUGCCCUGCUCUUUUGUGACUCUGGCCCUGCUUGGCUCUUACGCCCUGCAGUCUGAACUGGGUGAGUACGACCCGGAGGUCCACGGCACUGACUAUGCCAAGGAUCUCCAGCUGAUCCCAGGACAGACCAAAGAACUUGAGGAAAAGGUCAUGGAGCUGCAUCGCACAUACAGGUCUAUGAGCCCAGCUCAGGCUGAUAUGAUGUUCCUGGAGAACGCCAAAAAACUUGCCAUGUAUGGGGUUGACCUCCACCAAGCCAAGGAUCUGGAUGGGGUGGAUAUCAUGUUGGGUGUCUGUUCCAGUGGUCUGAUGGUGUAUAAAGACAAGUUGAGGAUUAAUCGUUUUCCAUGGCCGAAAGUUCUCAAAGUCUCCUACAAACGCAGCAGUUUCUUCAUUAAGAUACGGCCAUCUGAUUUGGAGCAUUAUGAAAGCGCCAUUGGCUUUAAACUGCCUAACUACACGGCUGCCAAGAAACUGUGGAAAGUGUGUGUGGAGCAUCACACAUUCUUCAGGUUAGUGUCCACAGAGGCGGCCACCACUCCCAGGAAGUUCCUGGCUCUGGGAUCAAAGUUCCGUUUCAGCGGGCGAACUCAGGCCCAAACCCGUCAGGCCAGCUCCAUGAUUGACAGACCCGCCCCCCAUUUCCAGCGCUCUGCCAGUAAGAGGGCGUCACGCAGCUUAGAUGGAGCCAUGGUUUCGACCCCGGAUAAGAACACCCGUCCGGUCAGCGCUCCCAUCAUGUCUCCCAUCUCCCCGGGCGAUGCAGCUCCUUCUCCAGUGGUGCCAUCUGCCGCCCGCACGGAUCGUAAAGAGACAUCCACACCCACAGGCCGACCACGCUCCACUGAGAGGAAGAGUGAGAUGAAGGCAGAAGCCCAUGUGACUGACAGCUCCAAAACACACAGCACCAAAGCAGAGGGCACACCUGAAAUAAAGACGGUAGCCCGGCGAGAACGGCGCCACCGUGACGCCCAGGUGGUGACGACCACUAAUGGGGAGAGAAAGAGCCAGUCACCACGGGCAGACACAGAGGUGGUGCGCAUGAGGAAGAAAAGAGCAAAGAAAAUUGAGGGUGAAACUAUUUAUAUCAGACAUAGCAAUUUAAUGUUGGAGGAUGUGGAAAAGACCCAGACAGAGAUCUUGCGUCAUCACACUAGCAUCAGUGAGCUCAAGCGCAGCUUCAUGGAGUCGGCUCCAGUUCCACGGCCCAGCGAGUGGGACAAACGCUUGUCAACCCACUCGCCCUUCCGCACCGCCAGCAUCAACGGCCAGAUGCAGCCUGACUCUCCUGUGGUGAAGACAAAAACUAUCACCAUUUCUGAUGUCACCAACCCCCUUCGCGGCGAAAUCGCCACCAAGGACAUUCCAAUAGUGCACACAGAAACCAAGACCAUCACUUAUGAGUCUGCACAGCCCAAUGCAGUGUCGGAGAAGGAGUCUGGAAUGCUGUUGAGUGCUCAGAUGAUCACAUCAGAGACUGUGAGCACCACCACUACAACCCAGAUCACCAAGACUGUGAAAGGCGGAAUCUCAGAGACCCGUAUCGAGAAGAGAAUUGUGAUCACUGGAGACACUGAGAUUGACCAUGAUAAGGCUCUUGCUCAGGCUAUAAAGGAAGCAAAAGAGCAGCAUCCUGACAUGUCGGUCACUAAAGUGGUCGUUCAUCAGGAAACAGAGAUCACCCCUGAGUAACAUCUAAAUGAGACCCCGGGUGAAAAAAGCGGAACCAGCCGGGUUUAUGAAUGUGAAAAAACAACGCAAGAGUCCUCACGUCCAGCCCCUUACCAUCAACCACCCAGCCCGUCCCCGCAGGAAACAUCCCACCCAUGAACCUCUGGCUGAGACGCAACAUUCCAAACCCUACACAUCUGUCAGACCUCGAGCGUCAAUACUGCAGACUGAGCCUCCGCCCUGCAUUCAAGAGCAGAAUUAAAAUAGCAAAGAGCAGUCCUCAUCUAUUCUCUAGCUCGAAUGGACUUUUCUUAAAAACCUCCACCACAUUCGAGACAUUCCGUCACAGACUAAACCAUGUUAAAAAUGUUUUCUAAAACAGUGGCAAAUGAAUAUCUUUGUAUUUUAAAUUCAUGUUUUUAAGGUGGAUUUCAAAGGGAUGGUUCACACGUGUAGUGGGUGGUGGGAAGAACAGUUUUCUAAAAUGUCAGUAUUUUUUUUAUUUCAGAUAUUUUUCGGAAUUGGUUAACGUGACAUCUUAUUGUUGUUACCGUGUUUUUUUCUUUAAUAAUCUGGAAUAGUUCAUUCAAAUACUGUAAUUCUGUUAUUAUUUACUCACCCUCAUGCUCAAUAGCAUCGGCCCCCAUUCACUUUCGUUGUAAUAAAGAGACAUUCAUCUGAACAUUUAAUCUUGUGUUCCAAAUGAACAAAAAUCAAGUGAUACAGGUUUAGAACAACAUGAGGGUGAGACAAUAAUGAAAAAAUAAUCCUUUUUGGGUUGAGCUAUGUCAUUCUGUUUUGAAGCUCCAUGUUUUAUGUUCCUCCUGAUGUGAUGGUAUCCUUUGGUUUUGGCUGUAAAACUAAGGUGUUACUUUCAUUGAAAAUGUUGAAACAAUUUCAAAUGUUUUCUUGUGUUUUACUUUGUCAGCGGUAUGUAAAUGUUUUUCUUUUGUUUGUUGGUAAUGUCCUGUGUCAUGGAUUGGGGUCCAUUGAGGAUGGGGUGUGGUGUUGUAGUGUAACUACACUCUAUGAUACGGUCUAUUUAUUUUCAUCUGUUUUAUUUCUUGUUGGUGUGUGUACUUUGCAUUUUAGAUGCCCUGCUCUCUUAAUGCAGCUUUGACGUUUUUGUAUUAGAUUCAGCAUCCCAAACACCAGCUCCUGUCAGUUUUUAAAUGGGAUUUGCAGGGAUAACUUUGUUCAUUCAGUAUAUUUCUACUUUUCUACUAGAGGGGGCAGUAUGUUCUUACCCAUGAGGUCUAUUGCAGAGCUGCACAGCCCUUAAAGAUUAUAAAGGCACAUAGAAGCGAUUUUAGAUCAAUUGAAAUUGAUUGGUCAUGAGUGGAUUUAAUUAGCGACGGUAAUUAAAUGUGCCUAGCAUUGAUUUGAAAGUGAUCAGACAGAUUUGACGGCAAAUUACGAUGUGUUUUAGUCAUUCAUCGAGUCAUUUAAACCACUUUAAAAGCCAGAAUUAAAGGUUCUUGUUUUGCAAUGCAGUUCUGAAAUCGAAAAAUAAUGUCGUAAUUUUACGGAUUUUAUAUUGUGCAUCAACUAUGGCCAUAAUGCAAGUGCUCUUGUGGUAAAACAUACUGCCUCACGUUCAGCACGUCCAGUUUUUAAAUGUCUAUUUUAAAAUGUUACGCUUUUAUAAUAGUUCAGAUAGUAUCCUGUACAGAGACCAAAAUGUAGUUCGUUCAGUGUUGUUUUCAUCAUUGUGACACUCUUUCCUAUGCUAUUGUCUGAGGUGAAGAAAUGACGGGAAUGGUAGUUUUAUUCUCAAGUUCUUGAUCUUCUCAUCUUAGCCCUCUUUGUUUGCCAUUACUGAAAAAAGACAAAUGUGAAAAUAUAGCACCAUGCACUGAAUAAACUCCAAUGUAGACACAAUCUUUCACUUUCAUUAGUAGUAUAUAUACUGUAUAUGGUAUGUAGAAUCUCUUUAUGUGUAACUUUACCUACACGUCUG